AUGAAGAAAAAAGAAGCGAAUAUAAGGCCCAAGUGCUGCAUUUUCAGCGGCGGACAGCGCCGAGUUCGCCUUUUCCUCCUUCCAACUAUCACCCCCACCCCCACCCCCAGCAGCAGCAGCAGCAGCAGCAGCAGCAGCAGCAGCAGCAGCAGCAGCGUGGACGUGGACUGCAAGGGGGGCUUCACCGCGUGGUCCCCCUGCGAACCCCUCGAAGGCCACGCCACCCACCACGACCCCGAAGACGACUUCGACCUCCCCAGAGGCCCCGACGGCCUCUUCGCCGGCCGCUGUUUUCAGUUUCGAACUUUUCGCAUUUUCGCAGCCGCCCGCGGCCGCGGCAACGCCUGCAGCCGCCGCGACGGCUCGCGGGCGUUUCGCUACUGCAGCGGCUGCAGCGGGGAGUCUGCGGUGUACAGACACCUGGGCUCCCCGCAGCAGCAGCAGCAGCAGCAGCAGCAGCAGGCGGCUGCUGCGCUGCGGGCGUUUGCGGUGCUCGCGGGCGCGUUUGCUAUUGCGGCUGCGCUGCUGCUGCUCGCGCUCGGCUGCCGCAAACUGCUGCUGCUGCUGCAGCAGCAGCAGCAGCAGCAGCAAACUCGCAUUCCACUCUACCCCCCACAGCCCACAGCGGCGCUCAGACACCACGCUGCUGCUGCUGAACUCCACAAGGACUUUCCCUCUGCUGCUGACGAACUCACCGAGGCCGCCCCCGCCAGGUGA
This is a messenger RNA of Eimeria necatrix, 717 nucleotides long. RefSeq lists its product as hypothetical. The transcript has 2 exons. The record is from RefSeq and is a predicted model, not a curated record. NCBI's taxonomy places the organism in Eukaryota, Apicomplexa, Conoidasida, Eucoccidiorida, Eimeriidae. The coding region runs from base 1 to 717 and encodes 238 amino acids.